CAGGAGCCCAUUUUCCCCUACAUGUAGCUUACUGCUUCACUAUUACAUGCUGAGGGGGAAAAUCCAGUGCAAUACACUUGGCACCUACAAAGAUUCCGUAUUAGAUCCUAAAACAGGGGACUAGAGAGCUGAGAUCACAUUGUUUGUUUUAUGUGAAGAUGCUCUGAUAGCCUGAAGGACUCAGCAGCCGUUUUGACGGUUAACGGUUUAAAAAACAUUUAAACAAAGGGCACGCGCGCUUGGCUUAUUUCCAACUGAAGAAUCGUUACCUCAGAUAAAUUCAACGUGAUGUCAUCGGCGAAACACGGUCAUGAGGAGGCAGCAGGAAAGCAGCCCAUGACUCAACCAUUGAACCAAAUGCCUCCUCCACCUUACCUGUCGCAGGACCCCAACAUGCCUCCUCCACCUGGCUGCGGCCCCCAGCCUAACUACCCUCCUCCUCCUCCUCCGCCUGGCUCUGAAGGGUAUUUACAGGAGACACACUUCCCUUCUGGAAACCCUCCAAGUCAUGCAGCUCCUAAUGGUUACACAGUCCAGACGCACGGGCCCGGUGGCUCGGUGCCUCAUCCUCCCAUGGGUUACCUGCAGCUCGGAUAUCCACUCCAACUGCAGCCCUGCGCUGCUUAUGUCCCCGUGUAUCCCAUUGGAACAGGGGGACAGCCUUACAUGCCUAAUGGUACACCCCAUGCAGGUGUUGCGCCAGGGCAGGUGCCAAUGCAAAUGCCCCCUGGUGUUGCUCUAAUGGAGCCACGGCGGCCCCCUCACGAUUACCUGCCCAUCGCUGUGCUCACCACCAUCUGCUGCUUCUGGCCCACGGGCAUCAUCGCCAUCAUCAAAGCCGUGCAGGUGCGUACAGCUAUCGCUCGGGGCGACAUGGUGUCGGCAGAGAUCGCGUCACGUGAGGCACGUAACUUCUCCUUCAUCAGCCUGGCAGUGGGCAUCGCCUCCAUCGUGCUCUGCACCAUCCUCACAGUGGUGGUGAUCAUCGCCUCGCAGCACCACGACGAAGACUGGGAACCGUAA
This is a messenger RNA of Tachysurus vachellii, 1023 nucleotides long. It is a transcript of the gene prrt1, whose product is annotated as proline-rich transmembrane protein 1. The transcript is spliced from 4 exons. Lineage: Eukaryota; Metazoa; Chordata; Actinopteri; Siluriformes; Bagridae. The record is from RefSeq and is a predicted model, not a curated record. Gene Ontology annotation, cellular component: membrane. Bases 289 to 1023 code for a protein of 244 amino acids.